AUGCUAGUGGAAUUUUUCAGAUCAAUUGGUGCUAAUUGCGAGUGUUUUGGUUAUUUUAGAACUUUUUUUAAGAUUUGGAGUGGUUUUAAUAUUCAUUGUAAUGACUGAAUGUUAACCCUGAAUCAGCACUUUAAGAGUUGAUAUUGAUCUUAUCUCUCAAUUUGGAAUAAUAGUAAGUUUUAAUACAGCUUGUUGGAUAUUUUUAAUUUUUCAUGUGAAUGGUAAAACACUUAAAGCUCAGCAGAACUAUCUUUUUUAAUCACUGUCCUUUUAUAUUUCCCUUCAACAUGGUUAAUCUCAAUCUUUAAUUCUGAAAAUAAAAAAAUGUCAGUGAACUAGAGAAAAUGAGAGACCAGACUUACAUUUCAUCAAAAUUUAUUUUGAAACAAGAAGACUUUGAUAUAUUAUCCUUAGCUGUGCUUAAUAUUCUAGUUUGCACGCAUUUUCCAAGAAUUGAUAUCCCAAUAAAUAUCCUUCACUAAAAUUAUUAAAUCCAUUCUUCUCUGAUACCUAAAAAGGAAAAGUACUAAUCCUUUGAAAAAUGAUUCUCUUGGGUAAAUACUCGUCUGCUCUGAUUUAUGAAGUUUUAGGGAGGUCUUAAGUUUGCCAAAUACCUUAAAAACUCUUAUAAUUCCUUGUGAGUCCACCUCCAAGUUCAAGAUACAGACUUUAAACAACUGAACAGCUGGUUGAAGUUAAAUAUUCAAACUGUGAAAUUUAUUAGGCCAUCAUGGUCAAAUUUCAAGCACACAUCAAAGAUUGUGAUACAAGUGGGGUAAUACUUUUUGCAUAAUAUGCGAUCCAGAUUAUGAAAAUAAAAUUAGCAGAUAACUUAUCGCUUGACUCUGAUUAUUUUAAAUCAGCAGAUAUCUCAAUCUCAAUCUUAAUUUUGCUAUAAAAGUGCUGAUUCCUCUACCAAACUCUUGAGACAUCAU
Messenger RNA from Moneuplotes crassus, 935 nucleotides. The record is from the annotation of a GenBank genome assembly. Lineage: Eukaryota; Ciliophora; Spirotrichea; Euplotida; Euplotidae.